Raphanus sativus (radish) is the source of this 1960-nucleotide messenger RNA. RefSeq lists its product as uncharacterized. The transcript has 3 exons. The record is from RefSeq and is a predicted model, not a curated record. Lineage: Eukaryota; Viridiplantae; Streptophyta; Magnoliopsida; Brassicales; Brassicaceae. Bases 366 to 938 code for a protein of 190 amino acids.
UUCGUCUUCUCUCUCUCUCUCGCUCUGUCCUUUCUCUCUAACCCUCAUUUCUCAGAUCCGCAGGAUCUUCGUGUUUUCAUGGAGGCUUAAAAAACUCUCAACAGAUAUCCUUUUAACAGAUCAGUGAUCCUCUAGUGUAAAAGAAAUCAUCUUUCUCUAAUUCUCUUGUAUUUCCUCCAAUAUUCAGAAUCAAUAGCCUUUCUUCUCCAGGCCUUUAAACUGUUCGCUUCCAGAUUUGGAGACGAGCUCAGAUUCUGUGAUCUUCGCUGUAGAAAGGAGUGAACUUUAGAUCAGAAAAGUGUUCUUGGUGGGGGGGUAGUUAAGAGACUAGGUAGUGAAAAAAGCUUCUUGAUUUUAUCUCAGAAAUGGAAACUCUUAUCUUAGCUGAAGAGCAUAGGAACCAGUACUAUUAUGGUAAGAAACCUCUAGGACACAGUGAUGGUUUUAGACCAGCUCCUUCCAAAGCUUUCAGGCAAAUCAACUGCAGAACGUUUCAAACUGGAGCGGGUUUGCUUCCAAGGCCAAAGAGAGCCUCUUCAACACCUGUUCAUCAUCAUCAUCCUCAGGCUCACUCUCCUCCUUCUCCCAAGUCCGUUUUGCCCUCUGUUAGAACCAGUCCCAUUCCCAUUCAAGGCUCUCGGAUCCUUAGUGAGUUUGUUGACGAAAGGAGAAGCCUUUCUUACUCUGAGCUAUGGGCAGGACCUACUUACUCCAACUCUCCUCCGCCCACUUCUGUGCCCAUUCCCAAGUUCUCUCUCCGGCAAAAGAGGACGGUAUCUUUGACCUUUCCACCUCCUGACUCUGAUGUUGAUCUUCCUGAAGUUGCCAAGUCUGCUCCGGUUUCUCCAACCUCUUCUGGUGUCAACCCUUUUCAUUGUACUGUCUCUGCAACUAUCACACUGCGUCGCAUGCUCAACCUUGAGACUGCAGAUGAAUGAAGAUCAGGAGUCUUUACGGGAACAAGGGUUUAGUUUUAGUUUUGUGGAUAUAUAAAUAAGGUGGUUAGUCACCAAGUUGGUGUGAGUUUGUUAAUGGCGAUGGUAAAAGGAACACAGAAGCAGUCUUGAGACUUAGAGUUGGUCAGCAGUUAGUGGUUCUCCUAUGCAAGAUUAAGGUGUUACUAGUGGUGGAACAGCUGGGUUAUAGUGAGCGGAAACGUUCAGGAAGCAGAUUGAUUCUUGGUUUAGCAUAUAGGAUGGCUUGUUACCAGUCUCUAACAGAUACCCUGGGUGGAUUGAUAAGUUCAUGUAGUGGUGCCCUUUGUAUAGUUUCUCUCUAGAGUCAGUCUUUUUCCCUUUGGCUUCUUUUCUUAAGUGGGUUAGAUUAGCAACUAGGUUCCUGGUCUCAUAUCUCCCUCCUUGUCCAUAUCUUUUCUUUCAACCCUUUGUCUACUUUCAUGUUCUUGAGUCUUAUUUUCCUUUCUGUUACGUUUCUGUCUAGCCUUAAAUAUGUCAGCCUUACUACUUGUGUUUUAGUGGUCUUCCUCUUCAGCUCUUUUCCUGAGUUUUUUUUGUAAAGGAAGAAGGGAAUAGGAAGUUCUUUCUUGUGUCUCUCUUAGACUAUCUCUACCGGUGAAAGAUUCAUCCUGAUGAAAGCUGAUACUUCUUCUCAAGAAACGAUAGUCCUCAGGUUCUUCUUGACACCGGUCUUACCUAAAAUACUUAUAAGUUUCCUUGGGAGUUUCGUGAUCCCUCCAAAUCUGCUCACCAGGUACCUAUAGAAGCUGCUGCUCCGCUCUGCUUUUGAUGCUUCAUCGUAGUUUCUUUAUCACUCUGCUAUCUUUUGGUUAUGUUGCUUUGUGACGCAGUGGCAAGUAUUGUCCCUGUACGUAUGUUUUCUUCUCGUCUUUGUUUGUAGUAUGUGACAGUGUUGUAGACGUUUUGCUAUCUUUUUUUGUGUGUUUAAUGUUGAAGGAGAUGUAUCCCUUGUUCCCUAUAAUUAUUAGUACUAUCGUUCUGUA